AUGGCGCCACAACCCGAUAAGGAUGCUGCGGCCAUUGAGGCUAUGAUGAUGGACCUUGGCGACCAACGUCUGGAGGAACUUGCGAAGGAGGAUGACCGUCAUGGACGUCGCGAUGCACGCCGCUUGCAAUUUCCCGCCCAAAGCAUCCAUUCAGACCAGAAAAAGCAAGAGGUUAGAGUCCCGUCGAACCCCUUUGCAGGAGGCUGGAACAUUGCUGUCACUUCCGGCCACUUUCAAGACAGUGACGCCCUCAAUGUAUCCAACCUUGAUACAAUUGCUGGUGGUCGUCUUCAUGCACUCAACAGAGAGCAUCCAGGUACUGGCCGUGACAGGCGUGUUGGAAACCAGAAUGUCAACAGAGUCCAGACUAUCUCCUGGCAAGAGAUAAAAGACAAAAGCAGAAGCCAGGAUGUGUCCUGCUAUGAUCCCAUAAACCCUGGUAAACAGAAGGCCAUACUUCCUCGACGACGAGACUUCCUGACAAGUGACAACCAUAGGUCAGGCCCUGCAAUCACAAUGGGCGCAAUUGAGAGUAAUGGCCCAACCCAGCAGUGGGGCAGUCACACAUCUCCAGCAAAGUCGCCAACACCAGCUGCAGCCUCAACAACAAACUCAACGUCGAACUACCAGCCUGCUAAGCAAUGGAAUUCAUUCCGCCCUGCUGAACGGUCGGUUAUCCAAGCUGCACUGGCAAACGCAAUUCCGGAGCCAGCAUCUGCUACGCCGGAUGGACACCGAGAGGCUCGAGGCGCCAUCACCAACGGCCCAAGAAAGUCAUUUGCACCUACAGCACUGCAAGAUGAGAUCACAGCGGACACCACUCAAGUCAACAGACUUGAUAGUGAACAGCUUAUUCCGCCUCCGGGUCUGCCAGUUACUCCCCAUCUACAAGCCACUCCGGCAGAAAGUACUACCGCAAAACACGCCGCAGAUGCGCGUUCGGCUUCUCGAGGCAUAGCAAGUGCGGCAAAGGCUUCGACUCAAGGUUUCGUGCCUCCCCACCUGAGAAUGACUUCGCAUGUUGCCAGAUCUCCUGCAGCAUCCGUCGUGAAUGACAUUCCACCUACUCCCACCAUUGUAUCUCCAGUAGCCUGCACGACUUCGACAACUUUGUCACAUCCCGGCGCUCUGUCAGCGAUUGCCAACGGCGAUGAAGUUGCCCCUCUUCGUCCCCAUGAGAGCCGUAUUGAGUCACAGGCUCACAUCAGUCCUUUAAUUGCAACCCCAAGACAGGAACGUGCAUCUGCAACUACUGGACCAGCUCCACAAUCUGCACCUGUCAGUUUAGACUCAGCCCAGCCCACAUUAUUUUUUGAGGCCAAGAUACGCGCCGCGCGGACCGUCAAGUCUUCGGGCAAUGUAAAGGUCUUCUCUGGGAAGAUGUACGUCUACCAGUAUCCGGGCAGGAAUGCCGCUAUAUGGGAACUUCGUUGGUCUGAUGGUUUUGUGAUCAGAGAGGACUUUCGUGCAUUUGUUCCCCCAAUGAGCAAUGGAAGCAGGCUCAUGGUACGAAGACAGGACCAUCCAGGCCAGAUCCUUCGCACCACACAAAUCCGAGUUGAUACCGCUGCCUUAGGUGCAGAGUUCAGCCAGAUCUGUAAAGCACUCAAACCUCGUUUCGAGUCGUCAGAUGUACCUUGGUACCCUUUUACAGAGGAACAGGGCAACCCCACUGAUUAUGAUAGCAUCGACUUGACAACUUUACUACCGCUAGCUGGUAGUUCCGAGUACAAUAAAACUGUCACUGACAAGCCUGUUUCAACUCAAUCGACGGAUUGCGUUAGCAAACCGUCUACCGCACAGCACUCAGCUAUGACUCCUACGACUCUGGUUGUCGACAAGCUCGUACUGACCGAGCUGCCGACGGCACACCCUGCGAACCAGUUGCCAACCUUCAUGGCUGAGUCUGCCCCAACAGAGUUACUUCAAGAUCAAGACCAGUGUGGCUAUCAACUAACCCUAGAAGAUGAUGCACUCGGUGAUAUGGUUCGUGACUUGGACCAGCAUGAUGUUAGAGAAGAGGCAGGGCGUCCCAAAGAAGAGGAGGAAGCCUCACAAGCACGACAAGUUGCAGAGGAAGCCCUUGCGGCUUGUCGACAAGCUGAACUCGAACUUGAGCAGGAAGCACGAGCCAGAGCUAGUACGCGAACUCGCGACGCUGACAUCAUAGUUAAGAGAGAAAUCAAUUGUGAGACCAACGAGAAGACUGAGAUGCAAGCAAGAAGAGCACGACUUGAAGAAAAAGUUGCCACACCUUCUCGUUCAGCUGAGGUGCUGAUUGAUACAAGCUUUGAGUCUCCAGAUUCUCAAGGUCCAUCUUAUGCCAACGACUUACAAGGCAUGGUGUAUGAGCUGCCUUCCACUUCUGCAGUCAACACAGACAAGUCCAUACCCACAACCUCCAGUUCAAUCAUCAAACAGGCGUUACCAGAGCUGCGCAUGAAGUUAGAGCCGGUGGUGUCCUCUGAGCCGGCUCUUAUCUUGACAGACAACCAAGACCGCACUGGGCAGCAGGUCGCACAGGUCGACGCUGGUGAAGAAGGUAGUACGAUCAAUGCAGCAAAGCUUGCCAACGUAUCUCUGGGGACCGAUUUGACGGUACAGUCGAUGGCCAUUCUCUGUCAACUUAAUAUUGCCCAUUACUGCGAGUUGUCUCGAGCCUUCGAUGAGCAACUCUAUUGGAUGAAGCAGAUGGGACCUCACACAUCCGGCUCCGUGCAUGACGCAGCUGGCGUGCAAGUGACGAUAAUACACCUCGCCAGACAUACUGCAUUCAAGCGUCUUGACAACGAAGAGAGAAUCAAGACAGCGGCAGUGGUAUUUCACAACCUCAGACAGCUGAAGACUGGCCAUCGUAUCAAGUACAGCAUGACUCGGAUCUUUGAGUUGAAACCGUAUGCACGACGCGUGCAUGCAUCCGUGAUACUGGCCAACGAGUGCUUGGCUCUGGCAAAGGAUGCUCGCAGUGGACGAGCCCCCGGUACAGCUUUCCUUACCCAGAAAUUAGUCUCUUCCGCCCGACAAUCUUUCUCUCUUUCUCCGCCAUCAUUCGCCAAUCUGCAGACUUCAUUUAUACCUCGCCUCCCAACACAAUCAAGGCAGGCAAGCCCGACACCACCGACAGGCAGUGGAGUUUCUUCACGCCAGACAGCGAAUCAAGAGACACAAACAGACAUUAGACCAUGGAUAACAGUUGAGCGACCGGAAGAAGUUGCAGCAAGAACAUUACUAUCCGCGGCUAUUCAAGCUCGAGAGGACAACCAUGCUUUUCAGUCACACCAGUCAGUUACACGUUCCCAAGCUACUGCUGUGACAGCAGCUCAGCCUUCGACUCCUUCAACUAACACCACGAUGAAAGAAAGCCGUCCAGUGCCUCCUCAUCUCCGAAGAGUCGGUUACCAAACGGGACUUGGAGCAUCCCGAUGGGCCUAG
Messenger RNA from Truncatella angustata, 3432 nucleotides. RefSeq lists its product as uncharacterized. NCBI's taxonomy places the organism in Eukaryota, Fungi, Ascomycota, Sordariomycetes, Amphisphaeriales, Sporocadaceae. The coding region runs from base 1 to 3432 and encodes 1143 amino acids. The record is from RefSeq and is a predicted model, not a curated record. The transcript is spliced from 3 exons.